Cucumis melo (muskmelon) is the source of this 534-nucleotide messenger RNA. RefSeq lists its product as uncharacterized. Gene Ontology annotation, molecular function: nucleic acid binding. Bases 1 to 534 code for a protein of 177 amino acids. The transcript is spliced from 2 exons. The record is from RefSeq and is a predicted model, not a curated record. Gene Ontology annotation, biological process: DNA integration. NCBI's taxonomy places the organism in Eukaryota, Viridiplantae, Streptophyta, Magnoliopsida, Cucurbitales, Cucurbitaceae.
AUGUCAUUGUUAAGCCCAUACGUUUGUGUUUGGGUGGAUUCGUUUGGACGUCAAAUUGAACAAGGAAUUCAACCACAUUUCAGCCAUCAGGAGCCUCUUUAUCCAAUAAUAGCUUCAUGGCCUUUUGAAGCUUUGGGACUCAACUUGGUUGGACCUAUCACACCUAAAUCAUCGGCCGACCAUUCUUACAUCCUUGCAGGAACUGAUUAUUUUUCUAAACAGACAAAAGUCAUGCUAUUAAGAGAAGCAAAGAAGAAAAACAUUGUAAAUUUUGUUCAAACACACAUCAUUUACAGAUAUGGUAUUCCUCAACACAUCGUGACUGAUAAUGGAAGACAAUUUGCUAACACUCUGAUGGACAAGCUGUGUGAGAAACUUAACCUCAAACAGUACAAGUCUUCUAUGUACAAGGGCGCAACAAAUGGAUUGGUAGAAGCAUUCAGCAAAACUCUGUGCAAUCUUCUGAAAAAGGUGAUCUCCAAGACAAAAAGAGAUUGGCAAGAAAAGAUUGAGGAAGCAUUGUGGGCCUACUGA